AUGGCCCGUACUAAGCAAACCGCCCGUAAAUCCACCGGAGGUAAAGCUCCCCGAAAACAACUAGCCACCAAGGCUGCCCGGAAGAGCGCCCCGUCCACCGGCGGAGUGAAGAAACCUCACAGAUACAGGCCAGGAACCGUAGCUCUUCGUGAGAUCAGGCGCUAUCAGAAAUCCACCGAACUUCUCAUCAGGAAACUUCCUUUCCAGAGGCUAGUCAGAGAAAUCGCCCAGGAUUUCAAAACGGAUCUUCGCUUCCAGAGCGCUGCCAUCGGUGCUCUUCAGGAAGCCAGCGAAUCUUACCUGGUGGGUUUGUUUGAGGACACGAACCUGUGCGCCAUCCACGCCAAGAGAGUGACCAUCAUGCCGAAAGACAUCCAGCUGGCCAGACGUAUCCGAGGAGAGAGAGCUUAA
Molecule: messenger RNA, 411 nt
Organism: Liolophura sinensis
Lineage: Eukaryota; Metazoa; Mollusca; Polyplacophora; Chitonida; Chitonidae
Product: histone H3.3A-like
Exons: 1
Coding region: 1-411 (136 amino acids)
Cellular component (GO): nucleosome
Molecular function (GO): protein heterodimerization activity; DNA binding; structural constituent of chromatin
Source: RefSeq, a predicted model, not a curated record